CUUCGAACUGUUAACACCUCCUCAAGGUGUUCCAAUAUUCGCUCAAUCCAGGAAUAGAUUCAGUAGCUCAAGAGUGGACGUGAUUGACGAGUUCAAGCCUAUGGAUCCAGGAAAUGCAGUUGUUAAGAGACGCAAACCACAGAAGGAUAAUCAAGAGGUCAAUCAGAAUAAUCAGAGCUCCAGUAACCAAUCGGAUGACAAACACUACUUGAAGUCUGAAAAUUUUGAAUCAAAGCUAUCAUGGGAGGAAUGGACAGAAUUGAAUUGUGGAUUCCACCCUAGAGAGUUGAUGUCUUUAGAUAGACUGACGGCUCUCUUCUAUCGACCAUGUGAUGCCACUUCCUUGAGUGCCGUUAGACUUUUAUUUGGCAUUGUAAUGCUAAUUGAUACUGUGGAAGAAAGGGGAUUUACAGAAGCUGAGAGGCUCUGGGGAGAUCCAAAGGAAUGUCGAUUCCCACUUUUCUAUUUUCUAAGACCUCUUCCUCUGAAAUGGAUGUACUUCCUGUAUACCAUCAUGUCAUUAGGUGCAAUUGGUAUUUCACUUGGCGCUUACUACCGCUUCAGUUGUCUAGCUCUGACAUUGCCGUAUUGGUAUAUUCUUCUGCUGAAUAAAAGUGUGUGGAACAAUCACUCCUAUCUUUAUGGCUUACUCUGUAUUCUUAUGACCUGCUCCAGUGCCAGCAACGUUUGGUCGUUUGAUAGAAUAGUAAGGAGGAAGAAGUAUGAUGAUACAGUUCCAUUGUGGAACUAUUCAAUAUUGAGAUUCCAAUUGUUUGCUCUUUAUUUUUUUGCUGGGUUGAAGAAAAUCAAUAGAGACUGGCUGUCAGGAUAUUCAAUGAUGGACUUAUCAACUCACUGGGUAUUUUCGCCUUUCACAACUAUUUUCCUACUAAAUAAAAGCAAUGAAUCACAAUUGGCAUACAAAAAAAGUAAAAAAAUCUAUAAGGAUGAACUGAAUAAGGCAAAGCUCAAUCAUAAUGCUGGCUACAUUGAAAAAUCUGACAACAAGUCAAAAGCUGCAUGGACCCUUGUUAACAAAGUGAGGAAUGGAGGUUUCAAGUCACAAAGCAUCGAGAUUCCACCAGAGGAGUUCAACAACUACUACCUCUCAUCAGUCCAGGAUGCAAGAGACAGCAUUGAGCGACCUCAGUUGACAGCUAAGGACUUCAUGGAGCAGAAUGACAAGGAUAUGAAGAAAAUUGAAGUCUCCGAUAAAAGAAUGGAAAUUGGUUUAAGAAAAAAAAUUAUUAGUUUGGCAUUAAUUUUCUAUAUGGGUUUACAAUGUUUUAUGCCUUACUCACACUUCGUAACAAAGGGAUACAAUAACUGGACUAAUGGUCUGUAUGGUUAUUCUUGGGAUAUGAUGGUCCAUACUUGGAUAAGACAUAGGAUAGUAGUUAAAGUUGUAGACCGAUCAUUUGGACACGAAUACUUCUUGAAUCCUGAGGCUUGGGUGAAAACCGAUAGAUGGACUACUCACGCUGAUAUGCUCCUCCAAUAUGCUCAGUGUAUAGAGAGUAAUAUUCAAAGUGAACACCCUGACAUGAAGAAUGUGUCAGUGUAUGUUGAUGUGUGGUACUCGUUGAAUGGCAGAUUCCAGCAGAGAAUGUUUGAUCCUCGGGUUGAUUUGUUGAGAGCUCCCUGGUCACCAUUCAAAAAAGUCGAAUUCCUAUUGCCUUUGCUGAGUGAUUUAUCACAUUGGAGGAGGAAAAUUAUGGAUAUAAGAGAGGAAAUUUGGAAAUGGUCGAAUAGAAGUGAUGCUUUGUUCGUUGCAGAUUUUCCAGGUUUGAGUAUGGAGAGCUACAUGAACGGAGAGUUGAGGAACGUGAGCUUGACUGCCCUUGAAGGGAUUAUUGUUCUGGAGAGAAACCUCACUAAUAAAACUAUGAUGCCUGGUGAUAAUGAAGUGAUUCCUACCAAUACCUAUCAUAAGGUGUACACAGUAUCAGAAGUACCAUCAUGCUUUGUGUACUCCUUCAUCAACGAAACUGACUCGAAAGUUGCAUCUAGAGUGCCUUCAGAAAACUCGAAGCCAUUCACUGAAAUCAUGAGCACAGAUGUACGGCGAAGAUUGAGUAAUUUCAGAAAAGCAUUUUGGCUUGUAGCAAAAACCUUAGUUGGAGUUCUAUUCUUCCCUCUUUCCAAUGAAUUGUAGAAUAAAGGCAAAGGUACCAUUGUAUAUUAUAGUAGCUCUAUUCUAGUCAAUAAUUUAAGCUACAAUUACAUUUUAUCAAAGUUACAAUAUUAUUGUAACAAUGUAAAACUGCUCACUUUUCACUUUUUCGUGUCCGAGCAGAGAUUUACAUGUUUCAGUUGAAAACAAUAACCAUUAUUUAGAAAAUAGUUUUUAUUUGCAAAAUUGAAGAGCUUUCCCAAUUAAAUAAUAGACAUUAGAAAUUUACAAUAAAGCACAAAAUGUCAACAUUCAUAAUUUUAUUCUAUUUUCAUCCUCUAUUAUAUUUUGAAAGCCAACUGCUUAAAGAUUCGACAACUUGACAGUAGCUACAAUAGUAUGAGUAACAACAUGAUUAUAGUACAGCUCAAAAGAAUAUUUUCUGAAUAGCAGGCCUCAUCCUUCAAAUAAUUUCAUUUAAAAUUGUAUAUAUUUAUUCUUUUCCAAUCAGGUUUUGUGACUAAUAUAUUUUUGUCAAUUAAAAAUUAGAAAUUUGCUAAAAAAGUAUAUGUUGUUAAUUUCAUUACAGAGUGUCCAGUAUAAGGAAAUUUUUUUAUUGUAUCUAGUUUAAAAUUUUUGUGUCUGGUUGGAUUUUGAAAGAGUAUAUUUUUGAGAUGCUCCUGAUAUGUUUAAAUGAUGUUUUUUGGAAUAUUGUUGUAUUUCUGUAUAUGCAUAUUCCUGUAAUUGAUCAUGUAUUGCAUUACAGUUUUUAGUGUUUAAUUACAAUGACGAAUUAUUUUAUUCCAUUCUAAGAAUAUCUAAGUCUAAAGCUUAUUUUAUGAUAGUAAAGCUAAAGAGUCAUCUCAAUAUUUUAAAUUAUCAAAAGUGUAACUAUAAUUUAGUAGUGUUUUCUUCUUUUCUACU
Messenger RNA from Nilaparvata lugens (brown planthopper), 3037 nucleotides. Its product is annotated as vitamin K-dependent gamma-carboxylase. Gene Ontology annotation, biological process: peptidyl-glutamic acid carboxylation. The record is from RefSeq and is a predicted model, not a curated record. The coding region runs from base 101 to 2155 and encodes 684 amino acids. The transcript is spliced from 10 exons. Gene Ontology annotation, molecular function: vitamin binding; gamma-glutamyl carboxylase activity. NCBI's taxonomy places the organism in Eukaryota, Metazoa, Arthropoda, Insecta, Hemiptera, Delphacidae.